This is a messenger RNA of Fundulus heteroclitus (mummichog), 2347 nucleotides long. RefSeq lists its product as uncharacterized. Gene Ontology annotation, biological process: DNA integration. The record is from RefSeq and is a predicted model, not a curated record. Gene Ontology annotation, molecular function: nucleic acid binding. The coding region runs from base 6 to 1895 and encodes 629 amino acids. Lineage: Eukaryota; Metazoa; Chordata; Actinopteri; Cyprinodontiformes; Fundulidae. The transcript has 2 exons.
UAGAAAUGGCUGAUCUCAUUCAGGAUGAGUUACAUCUACAGUUCGAUAUAGUACGCUUUUAUACAGACAGUAAGGUAGUACUAGGCUACAUCUGCAACGAGUCAAAAAGAUUCUACACAUAUGUCCACAACAGAGUACAGCGCAUUCGCCAGUCUUCAAAGCCAGGGCAGUGGUAUUAUGUGCGUACAGAGGAAAACCCAGCAGACCAUGCGUCACGGUCCUUGCCAACAGCUCAACUCACAAAGUCCACAUGGUUCACCGGACCAUCCUUCAUACACCGUUCUCCUGUGGAAACAACACAUGAAAGCGAAAUAUUUGAGCUGAUUGAACCAGACAAAGACUCUGAAAUCAGGCCACAAGUCAAAACUUAUGCCACUCAUCUCCAAGUACUAAGCAGUAAACGCUUUGAGAGGUUUUCUACCUUCAAGUCUUUAGUCGGAGCAAUAGCAAAUCUUGUCCACAUUGCAAAAUCCUUCAAUGGCACUAACCCAAACAGCGUAUGCAAAGGCUGGCACAAAUGCCACCUCCCACGUACUCCAGAGGAAAUAGCUCAAGCAAAAAACGUUAUCCUCAAAGAGACACAAAAGGCUCACUUUCAAAAGGAACUUUCUGCUCUUAACUCUGGAAAGGCAGUCUCAAAACAGAGCCCCCUACAAAAGCUCAGCCCAGUCUUACAGAACGGUCUCAUUACCGUUGGAGGCAGACUCAAACACUCCGAAAUCGAGAACUUUGAAAAAAGCCCAGUAAUUCUCCCUAAGGACAGUCACAUCUCCCUUCUGCUCACUCGUCACCACCACGAGUUGGUGAAGCACCAAGGCCGUCAUCUGACGGAAGGAGCAAUCAGGGCUGCAGGAUUGUGGCUCAUUGGUGGCAAAAGACUAGUAAACUCAGUAAUCCACAAAUGCAUAAUCUGCCGCAAGCUACGUGGAAAACAGGAACAACAACGCAUGGCAGACCUACCACCCGAACGCCUCAAAACAUGUCCUCCUUUCACCUACGUCGGCCUUGAUGUUUUCGGGCCUUGGAUUAUAACAACAAGGCGUACCAGGGGCGGACAAGCCGAAAGCAAGCGUUGGGCUAUCAUGUUUACCUGCAUGAGUUCGAGAGCUGUGCAUAUUGAAGUAAUCGAAUCUCUAGACACAUCCAGCUGCAUUAACGCCCUCCGCCGUUUCUUUGCACUAAGAGGCCCCGCCAAACAGCUGCUAUCCGAUCGCGGCACCAAUUUCAUUGGAGCUUCAAAAGAACUAAGAAUGGACAAAUCAAUGCAAAAAUAUAUAUCAGAUCAAGGUUGUACCUGGGAAUUCAAUCCGCCACAUGCUUCCCACAUGGGAGGCUCUUGGGAGCGCAUGAUCGGCAUUGCCCGCAGAAUCCUGGACUCGAUGCUACUUCAAAACAAGUUGCAACUGACUCACGAAGUGUUAUCUACAUUCAUGGCCGAAAUCACAGCCAUCAUAAAUGCAAGGCCACUCCUCCCAGUUUCCUCUGAUCCAGAGAACCCCUUUAUCCUAUCUCCUUCAACGCUCCUUACACAGAAAUCUUGCCUUUUACCACCCCCUGGAGACUUCCUGGACAAACACCUUUACACCAAACAAUGGAGGCAGGUCCAAGCUCUUUCAAAUCAGUUUUGGACCCGCUGGAGGCGAGAGUAUUUGCCCACACUGCAACAAAGACAGAAAUGGACUGUAUCCCGCAGAAACCUCCAAGUCGGUGAUCUAGUUCUGCUUAAGGACAAGCAGGUCACACGGAACAGCUGGCCCAUGGCAAGAGUCACUGCCACUUUCCCAGGCAAAGACAAUCGAGUAAGGAAGAUCGAGGUGAAGGCAUGGGACCAAGGCUGUGUAAAGACCUUUUUGCGACCGGUUACCGAGGUUAUUCUUCUCAUGCCAAAGGACUGAAUGUAUAAUGUUUGUUUAGUAUAGUGGCCUCAGGAGGCCAGACGGGGAGUGUGUUGCCUUUAAGGCAUUUUGUUAAACAAAUAAGUUCAUGGGUUAAAUAAAUAAUAUUAAAAAAAAAAAACGUUUCUAUGCUGACAAAAGUGAUUAGAAGUUGAUCAGUUGUAUAAUUCAUAGUUUAUUUACGAUUUUAUUACAAAAUAUUAUCGCUAAAAUCUACUUCCGGUUUGCGGUUACGUGUUUCCGGUUCCGGGUUUUGGCUGGUAAACAAAGAGGUCCAUGUGUGGAGAACAGUAUGGAAACGUGAAAUCUGAUGCCAUCCACGCUGAAUUAUCAGGCAGGAAUGCCUUUUCACCAUUUUGAUGAAGACAAUUAAAACGCUUGAACUGCACCUGGGUCUUCAUUCACGGUUUAACUCGGUGUCACCAACAUCUACGUUGAAAACACUAGAGAGU